AAGGAUCCGCACAGCGCUACGGCCAAGCGCCGGAGGCAAUUCUGCUCAAUCUGAGACACUACCACGGAUUCGUCAUCGGCGAGUCCCUUCAUAAGAGCGAUAGUACUCACGCCGGCCAGAGGUGUGCUCACAUUGUCGCUCGACCGCCUUCCGUACUCACUUACACCUGCUUGUUGGUCUUGCAGCAUGUCGACCUCUGCUCUCACCAUUAUUGCCGCCUUCACAGGCAGGGUAGCUUCCAACCUCAGACACUCCAUCCGAGAUCGACACUCUCCCGCAGCUGACGAGAAUGAAGCGAUGCCUUCGACUGCCGGUGCUGCAACGUCGCGUUCGGGACUAUCUCCGCAUGUCGAGGCACCGCACUCACGACAGAGUCCUCCCCCCCAGACCAACGCUGAGCCGGCGGAUACAAACUCUGCUCAAAGCAUGGAUGAAGCGCUGGCUACUGAAGCUGAAACCUAUGGACUGGAACGCCAUUGGCCACGUACGCCCCACGAGUCUCCAAUCAGUGUAUCCGAUCCCCGAACCUAUGGUGAGGCCAUAAUCUAUCCUGGGCGUCAUGAAUCUUCCCGAGCCGAUCAAUGGCAAAGAUUCACCGGACAACUCGAGCGCUUGCCAAGAUACGAUACGCUUGCCCCGUCUGCCCCUCCUCCGGACUAUGAGCUUGCCAUUGAUGCGGUCUGGGUCCAGUACGAGCAGGACCAGGCCAUAUGCGCCCAAGAGGAGCUUGAUCGCAGGCGUCAGGCGUUAGUGAUGGCGGACAGGCGAUUCGGCGAAUACAUGUUUGGCUUCUUCAUACACGAUGAGACCUACGUGGCCCCGACUGUGUGGCCAUGGUGACGAGCGGGGGAAUAUUGAUCCGGCAAAGGUCCUUCCGCACCUGAUCGUGAUUUGCCCUCAGACUCUGUCCUAAUAGACGUUGUCUCGCGAGCUGAACAGCUCAGAUACGAGAAAUUGUAUAUCUUCUUGCCCAGUAGGUAUGAUGUUUGGUCUCUGUACUGAUUUUCCAGGCUUGAGCAUCGCUUGGCUAGAAGG
Molecule: messenger RNA, 1035 nt
Organism: Microstroma glucosiphilum
Lineage: Eukaryota; Fungi; Basidiomycota; Exobasidiomycetes; Microstromatales; Microstromataceae
Exons: 2
Coding region: 187-840 (217 amino acids)
Source: RefSeq, a predicted model, not a curated record